Messenger RNA from Penicillium maclennaniae, 1053 nucleotides. Its product is annotated as acyl-CoA thioesterase. Gene Ontology annotation, molecular function: fatty acyl-CoA hydrolase activity. The record is from RefSeq and is a predicted model, not a curated record. Bases 1 to 1053 code for a protein of 350 amino acids. NCBI's taxonomy places the organism in Eukaryota, Fungi, Ascomycota, Eurotiomycetes, Eurotiales, Aspergillaceae. Gene Ontology annotation, biological process: fatty acid catabolic process; acyl-CoA metabolic process. Gene Ontology annotation, cellular component: peroxisomal matrix. The transcript has a single exon.
AUGGACAACACUCUUGCCUUAACUCCUGUCUCCGGGAAUGGAGAGGAUAUAUACACCAACGUCAAUCCACACUGGACACCGCCGUGGGGACGCGGUAUCUUCGGUGGUGGUAUUAUAGCUCAAUCACUUUGUGCAGCUCAACGCACUGUCCCCUUAGCCUUCUGUGCGCAUAGCAUGCAUUGCUACUUUGUCCGCCCUGGGACCAGUUCCGAUCCUGUAUUCUACCAUGUCGAACGAAUCCGUGAUGGUAAUCAGUUCGCCUGCCGCAUAAUCCGCGCAAUGCAGCUAGGUCGCUGCAUAUUCACCGCAGCCGUGAGCUUCGCGCAGGAACCACCACCACACCAAAUUCAUAUGCUUAAGCACGCGGCUCCCAUGCCUAUUGACUUAAAACCCCCACCAAGUGUUGUGGACAGCGCCUGUCUCACGAAGACCGCCCCCACUGGCGAAAACAGCUCGUUUGAGUGUGUGCGACAUCCAGUGGAGAGCAGUGGCCCUGAGGUCCCACCAGAGCAGCGCAAAGUGAGACAAUGGAUUCGGGCUAAAGGCCUUUUCGGAAAUAACUAUAUUCAGAAUCCUGGUGCCGAGCACCAGUCACAUAUGGCGGCAUUGGCAUACAUGACUGACUGCUAUUUCAUUGGUACGACGGCGCGCGUGCAUGGAGCGACGAGGUUCGCAGAUAAAAAAUACAUCGACCGCAUGGUGGAAUCUCUAGGGGGCAGUUUGGAAGAAAAGGCUUGGAGGAGGGGGUACUUUGAAGACUUGGCGAGCGAAGAGGUUAGGCAGAUUGAAUCAAGCUUCUGGAAACCCGAUGGACAGGCGCGCGUACGUGUUGGAAUGAUGGUGAGCUUAGACCAUACUAUCUUCUUCCACCAAACGCGCAGCAUUGCGUCAGAUCAAUGGAUGCUCGCGGAAAUGGAUAGUCCCUGGAUAGGCAAUGAGCGAGGCCUAGUGAUGCAGCGCAUCUGGACUCAGACAGGUGAGCUGAUAGCAACUUGUGUACAAGAAGGAAUUCUGCGUUUGGCAUCGACUGGCCUCCAAGAUGCUAAGCUGUGA